GCACAGCUGCCAGCAAACUCACAUGCACCAUGAGUCAUUCCAGAUGUGGAUAAAAACAAAGUCUGUCUGUGAAAGUAAGUUUCCUGAUCCCGAGGAGACUUGGUUUGGGAGAGGAGCUGCACACUGACUUCAGCUGUACUCAGAAGAACAGACAGGUUCUCCUUCAAAGGGGGAGGGGGAAGGGAAAAGCCAUUUAUUUAUUCCUGAAAAGAAACGAGGUAGGAAAUUGAAAAGCUAAUAUUCAGCUAGACAUUUUAAAGAGAAGGAUGCCUUGGAAGACUUUGCUGCUGCUGCUGUUCUAUUACAGUGCUCAUGCCACUGUGACCCACAGAUGGAGCAGAGCUGUGCUUUUCCCAUCUGCUCAGCGAUUCAAGAGGUCCUCAGCUGCCUUCCUUAACCCAGUGCUACAAAACUCGCUGGAAGAUGUUGUCCUGCUUUAUGAGUUUCUUUUAGCUGAGCUUGACAUUGACAAAAGUCAGAGGAUCUCCAUCAAAGAUGAGGAGCUCGCUUCACUGAGAAAGGCUGCUGAGUUUGACACCAUCUGCAAUGAGAUUAUCCCCAAGAGCAUCACAGAGAUCCGCAGGCUGACUAGCAGGCUGUCUUCCUACCCAAGGGUCCUCAAGAAAGAAGACUUUGAAAGGACAGUGCUGACCAUGGUCUAUACGGCCUACAGGGCCGCUCAGUCCCGGGGGCACCAGAAAGACACUUGGGCUGAAUCCUUUGUCAAUCUUUACAAAGCCCUGAAGCACGACUUGAUGUUCCCAUACAACAAAGAGCCAUCAUAGUGGGAGACUUGAUGCAACGGCAGCUCAGCCACCUCUUCUGGUUGAUAAGGGACACAUGUAGCACGUCCACCACUUUAUUCUGUAAAGAGUUUAAUAGCCUGCUUCAUGAAAGAUUAUUUGUUUUCUAGCUCCCUCUUGUGGAAUCCACUUUAUAGUUCCAUGUUAAAUGGGGAAAAAUGUUAUCGUCAGUCCUGGGAAUUUGAUUUUUGUGCUGGCUUGGAGGCACACUUUGUGACAGGCAAAGAAGGGAGUCUGCUGUACACCCCAGACAGACAUGCCCUUGUUUAUCCUGUGGGUUUCCUAUAAGCAAUACAUAAGUAUACUAUGCUUAUGCUCACAUACCUAUGUGUAUGUGCUGGAGAAUGCUGCUUUCCUGGCUAGGGAAACAUGUUCAUAUUUUGGCUGGCCAGUAAAAGAAUAUUAUAAAGAGAUGCAAAGGCCCUCUGUAAAAGAAAGAAGUUUCAUAACUGUCAGCCUUCAGAAAUUAUGCCACAUAUUAUUCAUUCCAAAUAUUCCUGUAAAUAAGCACUGUCUGAUGCACUUCAUUUGGCUGAGCCAGUUUUUAAUCACAAUAACAUUUGCAGAAGACAAAGGGCAUUGUGAACACCAGCUGCAAACAAUGCCUGUGAACAUAUUCCCUGCUUCCUAGAGCUGCCUUCCCAAAUAGUCUGCAAUGAAUCUUUCAUUAUUUACACAUGACUUUGCUUCUGCUCCUUGUUUUUUGAAGGGAACAUGGAUUUGUCCUCAGCAGAGUCAAAGGCAAGACAAAGGCCCUGUUUAAUUUAACGAUGACACAUUUUUCCUGGUUCUAUCACUUGAACGUAGGUCAUCUAAACCCAUGCUUCAGAACCCCCCUGAGGCAAGGGAGGAAGGUGCAUUAAAACAUACCUGGUGCUGAAUUUAGCAGUGUGGCUCAUUUUUGAUGGUAAAUUAUAUAUUAAUUUGUGUGUAUGUGUGUGUAUGUUCAUGCAUGUGUGUGCAUGUAAGUGCUGAGUACAUGGAAGAAUCCUAAAUUGUUCAGUCAGGGAACAACUGCAUCCGACCACUUAGCAGAAAAGGCCAUUCACCAACCCAGUGGUGGGAAUUAUGAAUUUGGAAGCAGUGGAAAAGCAGUACUUGUUUACAGCAAAAAUUGUUUUUAGAAAUAGUGCAACUGAUUAUUAUAAACUGCAAAAUAAUCAUGGACAGAAAAUGGACAGAAAAAGGAGAUAUAUCUUGUCAGAUAGAUGACUAGCAAUGAAAAAUACAAACUCUUCUAAAGCAAAUCCCCUAAUUUUUGUGAACAAGUUAUACGAACUCUGUUUCUCUAUUGAUAUUAGAGAUGUUUCUACUUUCAGAGCCCAGGAAAACAGCUGAACAUUUAUUUCAUCCUUUCAUACCAGCAUUCUCUAUCUCUCUGUUUGCAUAAUGUCUUAAGGAGACAGGCCCAAAUCACAAAUCCCUGAGGCUGUAAAAGAGAAUUG
Molecule: messenger RNA, 2248 nt
Organism: Harpia harpyja (harpy eagle)
Lineage: Eukaryota; Metazoa; Chordata; Aves; Accipitriformes; Accipitridae
Gene: FAM180A
Product: family with sequence similarity 180 member A
Exons: 3
Coding region: 267-785 (172 amino acids)
Source: RefSeq, a predicted model, not a curated record